Heterocephalus glaber (naked mole-rat) is the source of this 4808-nucleotide messenger RNA. NCBI's taxonomy places the organism in Eukaryota, Metazoa, Chordata, Mammalia, Rodentia, Bathyergidae. The record is from RefSeq and is a predicted model, not a curated record.
GAGGGGCUCUCCAAGGCCACCCUGGAGAACGACCCCCAGAGAGCCCAGAUGAGGCAGCAGCAGCAGAAGAAGAAGGUUCAGGGGGACUUCCACGCUCUAAGUGGGAGCGGGGCUGGGUGCUCGUCCUCUCCACCCGAUGGCACAGGGUCCAUCCCCUUCCUGGGCACGUUCCUCACUGACCUGGUGAUGCUGGACACAGCGAUGAAGGAUGACCCGGAUAGGUGCCUAGCCCUGCCCUAUCCCCAAGCCCUGCUCUCAGCCACCGGGCCGAGGCGCCUGCGGUUUCCGAGGGCGACUUCAGCAGGCGGUCCCCAGGAGCGGGCCAGGACACUACGGCGACGGCCACAGGCGGAGGACGGCGCGCCAGGCCGCACUGGACAAGGCGAGGGGCACUGUCAUCAGGGCGCCCAGGGCCGGAGCGCCCCGCCGUCCCCGCUACUCGGGGCUCUGCGGCACGGUGGGGAUGUAGCACAGCCGGAGCACGGUCGGGACACUGCAGCGUGCCCUGCCACUCCCCGUGGUCUCUGCGCGGCUCGCGCGCCCCCUGCUGGUCCCCGGGCGCCACUGCGUCCUCGUGGGCCCAGCUCCGGGCUCGUCGGUGUCCACACUCCCGUGGCCGCGUGUCCGAACCGGGCCCCUCCGCAGGCGGGACAAGGCGUCUCCUGGGGCCUGGCCAGGCCGGCCUGGAGUCCACCCGUGCGACCUCGGCCCCCGCAGUUCAGGGAUCGCGGUCACCACUCGGACUCGGGCUCGCCCUGCUGGCCGCGCAGGCUCGCUGCGUGCUCUCCCCGUCGGUACCUCGGGGAGAGGCCCAGCAGAGGCGGCCCCCCUACAAGCCGCCUCCCGGACCAGGAGGACGGAGACACUGCCUCGCAGAAGACCGCGUGGAAGCCAGGAGAGCGGCUCAGAGCGCGGGCGACCAGGAAGAGAGGAUCAAUUUUCAACAAAGUUACCAACAGCUGCCAUGUGCUAGAUACCAAGAUGUUCUACAGCAGGAUGUCGAGCAAGUUCAACACUGGGGAGAAACCCUAUGUAUGUAAGCAAUGUGGGAAAGCUUUCAGCAAGCGUGAUUAUUGUCAAAUACAUGAAAGAAUUCACACUGGGGAGAAACCCUAUGUAUGUAAGCAAUGUGGGAAGGCAUUCAGCAGACACAGUAAUUGUCAAAUACAUGAAAGAACUCAUAUUGGGGAGAAACCCUUUGAAUGUAAGCAAUGUGGGAAAGCUUUCAGGACACACAGUGAUUGUCAAAGACAUGAGAGUACUCACACUGGGGAGAAACCCUAUGAAUGUAAGCAAUGUGGGAAAGCUUUCAGGACACACAGUGAUUGUCAAAGACAUGAAAGUACUCAUAGUGGGGAGAAACCCUAUGUAUGUAAGCAGUGUGGGAAAGCAUUCAGCAGACAUGGUAAUUGUCAAAUACACGAACGAACUCAUACUGGCGAGAGACCCUAUAUAUGUAAGCAAUGUGGGAAAGGCUUCAGCAGACACAGUGCUUGUCAAAUACAUGAAAGAACUCACACUGGGGAAAAACCCUAUGUAUGUAAGCAAUGUGGGAAAAGUUUCAGCAGACAAAAUCAUUGUCAAAUACAUGAAAGAACUCACAUUGGGGAGAAACCCUAUGAAUGUAAGCACUGUGGGAAAGCUUUUAGCACACACAGUCAUUGUCGAAUACAUGAAAGAACUCACACUGGGGAGAAACCCUAUGUAUGUAAGCAAUGUGGGAAAGCUUUCAGCACACAUAGUAAUCGUCAAGUUCAUGAAAGAACUCACACUGGGGAGAAACCCUAUGUAUGUAAAGAAUGUGGGAAAGCUUUCACCACACAGAGUAGUUGUCGAAAACAUGAAAGAACUCACAGUAGAGUAAAACCCUAUGUAUGUAACCAAUGUGGGAAAGGUUUUACAACACAGAGGUAUUGUCGAAUACACGAAAGAACUCACACUGGGCAGGAACCCUAUGUAUGUAAGUAAUGUGGGAAAACUCAGCAAACACUGCAAUUAUGAAAGCCAUAAAAAAACACAUCGGGCAGAAACCCAAUCUAUGCAAACAAUGUAGGAUAGCUUUCAGCACAUAGUGUUUGUCAAAGACAUGAAAAAACUCACUGGGGAUGAACCCUAUAUAUGUAAGCAAUAAGGAAAAACUCAGUAUACACUGGUACUGUUAAACGCUGGGUAUGUAAGAGAUAUGGGAAAGCAUUGUUAUAGUGGUAAUAUCGUAGACUUUAAAAAACUAAGAGGAAGUCAUAAAAUGACUUGCACUGACCUGAAAGGACACACACAGGAGAGAAAUCUAUUCUGUGUAAGCCAUAUGAAAAAUUUAACCCUAACCAACUUCAGUAACCCCGCAGGCCAGGAUUUUUAUUUUCACUAUGUCAAGAUAUUUGGUGCAUGGUUGAGAGUUCUGCUCGGAUAUACCUGAGUCCUCAGUCAUGGGAAUAGUAUUCCUUUGCAUGUCUUCCUAGUUUUCUUUGCCAUAUGUUCACAAAUGUGAACAUAAAGCCACACCUUUCAAGGAUAGCAUAGAAUUUUACAUCAUAAAUAGAAUACUCUUCAGCUUGCAUGUCUGUGUUUUCUUUCUGUGAGUUUCUAAUCUACACUCUUCCUGAUGUCCAGCAGCCAGUCAGGCCACUGGUUGCUGGGUGUCUGGAGGCCUCAUGAUUGCAUCUGUGCUGUUUUGUUUACUGUGCCCAAACUGUAAGUUUUCUCUCAUUUUUUCCAUGUUAGAAUGUGGGCAAACAUACAUAAACCUAUAGCGUCUUUCCACAUGGUAAUUUAUUGUGUAAAUAUUUUUCAAUAAAUGUUAUUUUUUAAAAAGAUUUUGGUGAGACUUAAUAACAAUAUAAAUAUCCUGGGAACACUCAGAAACUUAUAAAUGAGCCUUGGGCAGUGGUUAAGAGAACCACGUGAAAUAAAUCCUAUUUGACUUAUCCUCGUCUUCCCCUUGGAUUACCACUAUCACUUCUUUGGCUAUUUUUCCUAAAUAUACCAUGUGUCAUUGUCACUAUGCAGUAUUCUCUCCAUUUUGAACCUUGGAAUGUUCAGUGAGUGAGUAGUAUGGAAAUUGCACAGAAGUGUGUUGCAUGUAGUUACUUCGUCUCACUGUAUUUCACAUGUGCUCUUGUCUGAGGGGCAAAGGGCUUCCUCGUCUGUUAUAGUGGUCACAUGGUUGAAGUUUUUUCAUGUUUAUUUUUUAUAGAUGUGAAAAUAAUCAUUUGUCUCCAGAAACAACAACACUAUUUUUUCUGGACAUUGGAAUAAAGUCACUGGUCUGUAGAUUUUGGUGUACUCCAAAGGUUACGGCUGUGGAGUGUGUCAUUUCAUCAUUUGUUCUGCUUCCUAGUAGAGUCUACCAUUCCAUUUUCUUUGGCUAUGUCCUCAACCAAGUUCAUAGAUCUUGUUUAUAGUUGGUAUUUUCUCUUGAAUUAUAUAUGUUUUAUUCAUUUUUAUGUGUUCAUUUAUUUUCACCAAGUACACAAAUUCUUUUUAUUGUAGAGUACAAAUACAUAUUUCUAAUUUCUUGUCUCUUUUACCUCCCUUUAUUUACAUAGAUUUAACUUUCUCCAAUUCUGAUGGAUUCAUGAUUUUCUUCUGGGGAAAUAAUUUUUUCACUUCCAAAUGAUAUUGACAGAUAAUUCUCAAAGUAUUCAAGUUUAUCUUUCUCAUUUCAAGGUGUAACUUAAUUAUUAGACAUGGACUGUGAAGAGUAAAGUGCAUGUUUCAGUGUAUGUACCCGUUUGUUCCUGCCUCCUGUAUUGAACAGAUGAUGAUUUCUGCCAUUUUGUACAGUAAGAGUUCUAAAUGAAUCAAUAUUCUAUUUUUAUGUGAGCCACUGAAUCUCUCUAAUAGAUUUCGAAUCUUUUUCCUAUAUAUUAAGCAAUGUGUCACCUUUUCUGGUUAUUGAACACUGUAAAACUUUUGUUAUACUAAACAUAGUUUUUGCCAAAUCAAAGGUGAGAUUUGGAUAUGACAAAAGUUUUUCUACCAUUUUUCCUUUUAUUAAUGCUUGUUAAUUUAAAAAAUAUUGGGGUUUAUUACAUUUAUGUUUUGAUCAUAUCCAAUCCCCUAUUUGUCUCCCUUAUGGCACCUUAGAAAUUUUUCAUAUCUCUGUGACUGGUGACCAUUUCUUUGUCCUUGAGCUGUAAGGCAAUACAUUUUCCAUGAUCUGAUUUAAUUCUUAGACAUUCUCUAAUAAAACCUAAUAUUUUUAUUAACAGUUUAAGUUGUCAUUCAUUAAUUUUCCAUAGUGUCUCAAGAUUUUUUAUGAAACCAGGUUCAACUUCGAAAAUGCUGUCUAAAUACAGUCUGAGAAGAGAGUGAUCAAUUUCCUAAGUAAGUUGAGAAAAGGUAUUUUUUAUGAUGUCAGAGCAAUUCAUUAGAUAUUUUUCUACCUGAGUUUUUUACUGGAUUCUGAUCACCUAGGCUUCCUUUAUGAAUCAUAAUAUUGCGACAGUGUAUAGAGAAAACUGGUGUUAACCAGUAGGAAAACGAGUGGUCCCAUUCUGCUGUUGCCUUAGCAGUGAAUUCUAAUCCAGCAUCAAAUUCCUGUGUAAGAUGUGUAAAUGUUUGAUGACCAAGACAUGAAGUAAACAUUUGGAGAACUCAGCCUCAUUUAAGCUUGUUAUGAGUAGAUUUGAGAUGUUUCAUGUGAGUCUCUAUCUUCUUAGAUAUAUGUCUGCUGAUUUAGGAGGCAGUGACCUAGGGAGAUGUGGCACUGAACUUCACCAUGGAGGAGUGGGCUUUCCUUGAUCCACCUCAGAAGAAGUUCUAAAGAAAUGUGAUGUGGAAAACCUUUAGGAAUGUGGCUUCUGUAG